Westerdykella ornata is the source of this 1670-nucleotide messenger RNA. RefSeq lists its product as uncharacterized. NCBI's taxonomy places the organism in Eukaryota, Fungi, Ascomycota, Dothideomycetes, Pleosporales, Sporormiaceae. The transcript is spliced from 4 exons. Gene Ontology annotation, cellular component: intracellular membrane-bounded organelle. Gene Ontology annotation, biological process: pyruvate decarboxylation to acetyl-CoA. Gene Ontology annotation, molecular function: pyruvate dehydrogenase (acetyl-transferring) activity. The record is from RefSeq and is a predicted model, not a curated record. The coding region runs from base 140 to 1417 and encodes 425 amino acids.
AUGUUGACUGGCCCGUGCUGAACCGGACCCAAAGCUCGACUCCCAAAUUGUUGUCUCGCUGACGAGAACGUCUUCACCCUACCAAGUCUUCAACAACGUCCCCCGACAACCCUUCCUUGCUUGGUAUCGGAUCGCCACGAUGCUGUCGCGGACAAUUAGGAGAAGUUUGGCGUCGCCGCUCCGGCGCAAUGUUCUGGCGCCCGCCACGCGCCCUGCCUUCAGAUCCGUCACCACCGACGCAGCAUCAUCGCACGCCGAUAAAGAGUCCGUGCCGAAGGAGGAUGAUGUGCCUUUCGAAGUUCGCCUGUCGGAUGAGAGCUUCGAAACCUACGAACUCGACCCUCCCUCGUAUACGCUCUCUACUACAAAGGCCGAACUCAAGCAGAUGUACUACGACAUGGUCGCCGUCCGACGCAUGGAGAUGGCGGCCGACAGGCUCUACAAGGAGAAGAAGAUCCGCGGCUUCUGCCAUCUGUCCACCGGUCAAGAGGCUGUUGCCGUCGGCAUUGAGCAUGCCAUCGAAAAGUCUGACCAUGUUAUCACCGCAUACCGAUGUCACGGUUUCGCCCUGAUGCGCGGAGGCACCGUCAAGUCUAUCAUUGGUGAGUUGCUCGGAAGGCGAGAGGGUAUUGCCUACGGAAAGGGUGGCUCCAUGCACAUGUUCGCACCGGGGUUCUAUGGCGGUAACGGUAUCGUCGGUGCUCAGGUCCCCGUUGGUGCCGGCAUCGCCUUCGCGGAGAAGUACAUGGGCAAGAAGAGCGUUACGUUGGCGCUCUACGGAGACGGUGCCUCCAACCAGGGACAGGUUUUUGAGGCUUUCAACAUGGCCAAGCUUUGGAAUAUUCCCGUCAUUUUCGGUUGCGAAAACAACAAGUAUGGCAUGGGUACUGCCGCCAACCGCUCCUCCGCACUCACGGAUUACUACAAGCGCGGCCAAUACAUCCCGGGUCUGAAGAUCAAUGGUAUGGACGUUCUGGCCGUGAAGGCAGCCGUCCAGUAUGGAAAGCAAUGGUGCGCUGAGGACAAGGGUCCUCUGGUGUACGAGUAUGUCACGUACCGAUAUGGUGGACACUCUAUGUCUGAUCCCGGCACUACCUACCGCACACGUGAGGAGAUCCAGCGCAUGCGCAGCACCAACGACCCCAUUGCUGGGCUGAAGCAGAAGAUGCUCGACUGGGGUGUUGUUACCGAAGAGGAGCUCAAGGCGAUCGACAAGGAGGCUCGCGCCAACGUUGACGCAGAAGUUGCUGAGGCUGAGAAGAUGCCACCCCCCGAGCCGACCGGAAAGGUCCUCUUCGAGGAUAUCUAUGUCCGCGGCUCAGAGCCCCAGUUCAUGCGCGGCCGCAUCCCGGAGGAGAACUUUUACUACUCUGAAGCCGACAUGGGCAAGGAGCAGCCCGCCAGGGCGAGGACUUAAACUGGAAAUAUGCUUUGGUUCGGUGUGGAGUACUUUGUAAUUUUACCUUGAACCCGGCGGUUGCAUAGUAGCCUCUGAGCGACGGCGCGGGUGUUUUCUGCGGUUAGGCCUGUGAUACAUUUGCGAUAGAAAACAUGACUUCUUUUUCAUUUGCAUGACAUGUUUGGGCAUAAAUAUUGAGCGCGGAAUGGGACUUCUACAGCCCGGGAUGAUUGUAGCCUACUAGCCUAGCCCGCUUGCAUCUGCGUCUUCA